CGUAUCUCACCUACCCCGCCAAGAUGGUGGGGUUCAUGGCAUUCUGACUCCUAUGAAGCCCACUUCGAAGCAGUUUGUCGAGCCUACCUGAUCACGACAUCGCUUCGAGAACGCAAAUUAUUGGCAUUCUCGCGAUAUCCCCAUACCGGACCAACGAGCUAUAUAAAUAUCUCGACGCUUCCCGUUUCCCAGACACGUCUAAAGCUUUGUCCGUCUUUCUCAAAAUAGUUACCUCCGGCGUUUAGCUCCUCUCCACCUUGCCUUACUCGUCUUACUCAAGGAUCCCCUAGCUUUCACCAUGCCUCUCAUCGCUUCAAACCCCAAGAACCGCAUCAUCCUGGGUCUCAUGACCUUCGGACCUGAUGAGUCCGCCGGUGCCCGAAUCACCGAUCUCGAGACGUACAACAAGGCUCUCGAUGUUUUCCAGGCUCGCGGUUACAACGAGGUCGACACAGCCCGAGUGUAUGUGGGCAGGAAGCAGGAGGCCUUCACUCGUGAGGCCAAGUGGAAGGAGAGGGGUUUGACGCUCGCUACCAAGGUUCAAUAUCCCGGACAGCCUGGCGAUCAUGCCGAAGACAAGGUGAUUGAGUCUGUCGAGACUAGCUUGAGGGAGCUCGGCACUGAAUCCGUCGAUAUCUUGUACCUCCAUGCUGCGGAUCGUGCAACCCCAUUUGCAGAGACGCUUGAGGCUCUGGACAAGCUCCACAAGCAAGGCAAGUUCGUGAGGCUAGGCCUCAGUAACUUUACCGCGUUUGAGGUGGCCGAAGUGGUCUUGACGGCCAAGUACAACGGUUGGGUCCGGCCGACGAUAUACCAGGGCAUGUACAAUGUCAUCACACGCAGCAUCGAGCCCGAGCUGAUCCCGGCUCUGCGCCGUUACGGACUCGAUCUCGUCGUGUACAACCCCAUUGCUGGUGGUCUGUUCUCAGGCAAGAUCAAGUCAAAGGACAUUGUUCCGACGGAGGGCCGCUUCUCGGACAACCACGGCACGGGAGGCAACUACCGCAAGCGCUACUUCCGUGAGAGCACGUUCAAGGCGCUUCAGAUCAUCGAGAAGGCGGUGGAGGAGAACGGGCUGACCAUGAUUGAGACGGCGCUGCGCUGGACGGUGCACCACUCGGGUCUCAAGACUGGGGACGCUGGUAACGACGGCAUUAUCAUUGGCAUCUCGAGCGUGCAGCAGCUCGAGGAUAACCUCAACCAGCUCGAAAAGGGGCCCCUUCCCAAGGCAGUGGUUGAUGCGCUCGAUCAGGCGUGGGCUAUUUCCAAGGCGGACACGACCAACUACUGGCACCUGGACCUCGAGUACAAGUACAACACCCGGGAGAAGCUGUUCGGCGAGGGGGCCAAAUGAUCGGGGUCAAGUCCGAUGAGUGGGCAGAAUUCUGAUGCGAGGUUGAAAGAAUUGCCGUGGUAAAUACGGGCAAAGUUUGAUUGUAUGUAGUCUUUGUGGUAUUAAUGGGC
Colletotrichum scovillei is the source of this 1464-nucleotide messenger RNA. Its product is annotated as aldo/keto reductase. The record is from RefSeq and is a predicted model, not a curated record. Gene Ontology annotation, cellular component: cytosol. The transcript has 3 exons. Bases 299 to 1354 code for a protein of 351 amino acids. NCBI's taxonomy places the organism in Eukaryota, Fungi, Ascomycota, Sordariomycetes, Glomerellales, Glomerellaceae.